Molecule: messenger RNA, 1643 nt
Organism: Haliotis rubra (blacklip abalone)
Lineage: Eukaryota; Metazoa; Mollusca; Gastropoda; Lepetellida; Haliotidae
Product: GTPase IMAP family member 7-like
Exons: 4
Coding region: 1-1317 (438 amino acids)
Molecular function (GO): GTP binding
Source: RefSeq, a predicted model, not a curated record
AUGGCUGAAUUUGCAGAUUACAAGAAACAACCAAUUCCAACUGCUCCCCCGAAACUUCUCCCGAAGCCAGUGCUAGAAGGCGAAUCAUCUGCUGAUGAUGAAAUGGAUUUUGAUAAGGAAUUUGAGGCGGGUGUUACACAGGAAGAAUUUCUGGAGGAGCUUUACAACGGUAGUAGCUAUGUAAAAAAUGAACGACGCAUAAUGCUUAUUGGAAGAACAGGAUCGGGAAAAAGUACUACCGCCAAUACCAUCCUUGGUAGGAAAGAAUUUGAGUCAAAAUCGGCCGGUAGUUCAGUCACAUCAAAGUGUCAGUUUGGCAAUGUCAAGAUUGCCAAUAGGUGGGUUCUAUUGGUCGACACACCAGGGAUGUUUGAUACAUGCGUUUCAAAUGAGGACAUCUCAAAGGAGAUAAUGAAAUGCACAGCUCUUACUUCCCCUGGCAUACACGCUCUCAUCUUGGUUAUCAGGAUUGGGAGAUAUACAGAAGAAGAAAAGAAUACAGUUAAACUGUUUAAGGAAAACUUUGGAGAGGAGCUGACAAAAUACAUGAUGAUCAUCUUUACCGGGAAAGACGACCUCGAACACGAUGGGACCACACAAGAAGCAUUUGAGGAAAAAUGUCCACCUUCACUUCAGGCUUUGAUCUCUGAAUGUGGAGAAAGAUUACACUAUCUGAACAACAGGUCUAGUGAAGAACAAAAGGACACGUUUAGAACGGAGCUGGUAGAUGCCAUUGACACGAUGGUGGAGGAAAAUGGUGGAAGGUGUUACACUGCCCAUCGAUUUCAGAAAGCUGAGGCGAUCAUGAAGAAGAAAGAAACUGUACUGAAGAAAAGGAUUGCAUACAAAAGUAGAUAUAAAAGGGAAAAUGUAAAGCAACAGUUAGAACAAUUACUCAAUAAAGACAACACAAAGCUCGUAAAGAUGACAACAACAACCACAGGAAAUACAAUAGACGUUGCGCAGAAAGCUCUAGCAGUACUAGAGCAGAAAUAUAUGGACCUCAAGCGCGAGUUUGAAAAAGUCAAAGAUGAAGUGGACAAGCAGCUGAGAGAGAAAGAGGACGAGUUAAAGAAGCUUAAGGAAGAUCGUGAACGACUGGUGGAAGUAGAACAACAGAAGUUGCAUGAGGAGAAGCGGAAGGUUGAAGAGGCGAAAAGGUUAAAGGAGGAGAUAGACGAGAUAGAAAUGAAGGACGAAGAAGAGGCAAGAUUCCAAGCAAGGAAGGAAAUUGAGGAGGAAAAGGGAUUCUUUGAUGUCUUUCGAAGAGGUUGGAAUAGACUGAAAAGCAUGUUCACUCGUUCAACCAAGAAAUAAGGUUCAACUCCUCACGGUCCAGUCAUCGUAUCACCUCACCUACUCAACACUGGCCAGCAGUGUGUCGCUGUGCUUGAGUUCUUUGAGUUUGCGCUCGCUGGAGAAUGUGAUGUCUGCAAAUUUUCUUCUCUUUAGUAUUAAUCUUAUACUCUAAUAAUGCCAUAUAUUGGUUUGGUAUAUGAUAUCUCUCACAUAUCCACUGACAUAGUCACAUGUUGAAAGUGUUUUAGUAACUAUGAUUUUCAUGCAAUAGUGGUGUUUACUAGUAAUCUGCAGAUAUUUAUCACGAACGUACAAUCAUAUUACACCUCAAUGUACAUAUCUGC